Molecule: messenger RNA, 1796 nt
Organism: Hylaeus anthracinus
Lineage: Eukaryota; Metazoa; Arthropoda; Insecta; Hymenoptera; Colletidae
Exons: 2
Coding region: 16-465 (149 amino acids)
Source: RefSeq, a predicted model, not a curated record
UCAUCGUUUGCUUUCAUGGGAUCAUUAGGACAACUAUUAUCCACGGAACAUCGAACAAACGCAGCCUCGGAACGAGUAAACGAUUUAUGGUGUUAUCAAUGCGACACGAUGGAAGAUGGAGAGAGAUGUUCCAAUCUCACCGGAAAUUACACCGUUUUCAAGCACAAAUGCACUGGUGACAAAAGAACUUGCAUGGUAAAACGAUUUUCCUACACGACUAGCACGGAAAAUUCAACCUCCAGCCCGCAAACUUGGUACAUGGAAAGAAAUUGCACCAGCAAAUGCGACCCCGGAUGCAUAAUAAUCGGCGAACGUACGAAGCUGUACGCUUGCACCGCUUGUUGCGAGCAAUCGUUUUGCAACGUCGGUACCGGCGCCGCCAGUAACUUAUUGAUGAAAGGAAUCGAUCUCUGUCUAGCUCUGAUAUUACAAAUUACAUUGACCGUCAUCAUGUAUCCAUCGUGACACUGCGAAUGAAAUUCCACUCCUUUCCACUAUGUAAAUAAACUUCAGAUCGCCAUUAAACGCUGAACCACGUUAACUAGAAAAAAUAUCGCGCGAUCGUUCAUAUUUCUUAUUCUAACAUCACGUUGAAUUUGAAUUUAUUGUAUUCUGUUAGGUUUGUGCAUAUGAAGUGUGAAUAUACAAUGUGUGAAUUUGUGAUACGAUGAAUUUGUUGUACGAUAUGUAGUUAAAUUUGCUCCAUUGGCUAUUGUUUAUAUGAAGAUAUAAAUAUAGCAUUAGGAGAAGGUUAUUAUACAGAGUGUCCCAAAAAUGUUGGCGGUCUUUGAAAUAAAAUAUUGAUUUUCUCGCAAAUAUUCAUUUCUCGAUUUCAACCAAUUCAUGUAAGUCCAAUAUCAUUAUAAUAUGUUAGUUAGUUCUAAAACGAUACUAAAUAAUACGAGGAUCUGUGAAUCGUGAUUUGAAACAACUUUUUCCUUAGCGAAAAUGUUGUCCGAAGCUUCGUUAAGGAGAUAUUAAGAGAAAACCCCGGACUAAUCAGAGGUCGCGGUAGGCGUGGACUACGCGCUAGGCGACCGCCCUCUGCGGUACACGCGCGCUCUGAUUGGUCCGGGGUUCUCUGUUAAUAUCUCCGUAACGAAGCCUCGGACGUCAUUUUCGCUAAGGAAAAAGUUGUUUUAAAUCACAUUCCAAACCACCUUCUUCAAGGAACUCCAACAUUUUUGGGGCACCCUGUAUAUCAAAACAGUCCAAAGCUUGCAAGAGUAAAACUAGUGAUUUGUCCUUAGAAUAUAAAUUAAGGAAAAAAAUUCCAUUCACAAUGAUGUUCGGAGAAAUAUUAUUGCAAAGAAUCUAAAACAAACAUCAAGAAUAGCGUUUUAAUUAUUGUAAGAGUAAUUGCUUGUCACUUAAAUAGAACGAGCAAAGAAACUGAGAAAUUAAUCAGACGAAGCAUAAAAUUUGAAACAAAUGAAAUAGACACCUCUCUACUUCGGAGAAACAAGCAAGAUUUAUUUCGUAAACGAUUGUUACUAUAAUUACAUAAAAAAUACAGAACAAAGCAUUUGCAAAAUCUACUGCUUCACCCAAAGAAGAUAAUGACUGUUCGGAUGUCAUUCCAGGAACUUAUGCAUCAUCAUUCUCCUCCUCCUCCAUCUGAAUGUACAAUUAAAGCAAACUCGUAUUGUAAAUAAAUAAAUAAAGGAAAUGCAUUUAAAUUAAUUAAAAGACGAUUCACUUCAAAAGUAACGAUUAAACGAUGUUAAGCGUUAGAUCAAAAAAAUUUGCCAUAACUUUACCAUAACUUUACUAAAAACUGGCGCUAUAUUUUUAAG